Molecule: messenger RNA, 14191 nt
Organism: Anastrepha obliqua
Lineage: Eukaryota; Metazoa; Arthropoda; Insecta; Diptera; Tephritidae
Gene: Cdep
Product: FERM, ARHGEF and pleckstrin domain-containing protein 2
Exons: 15
Coding region: 1541-14191 (4216 amino acids)
Cellular component (GO): cytoskeleton
Molecular function (GO): cytoskeletal protein binding; guanyl-nucleotide exchange factor activity
Source: RefSeq, a predicted model, not a curated record
UCAAAAGUAAAGAUGGCGUUAAUGGGUGCGCACGGUUGCUAAAUCUUCUCGGGUGUGUUUUCAAUUUUUCUGGGCUUCUAAAUGUUAUAAAAAGAAAAUAAAAUUACUUAAAAAGUGUGGGGUUAUGAGCAGAAUAUUAACGUGUAACUGUUUCCAACAAAAGUGAGUCGGAUUCGAGUCAAUAGUGUGAAUAUCCAAGAAAUUGCAUAUAUAAAAACAAUUUUCAAGGCGUAGUAGAAGGAAAAUUCCGAUUCGGUUUUUUCUGUGUAUAUGUGAAUGGGCAAAAAAUUUGCAACACCCUACACAGAUAGUUAUUAAUCCGAAUAAUUAAAACGGUUAAUAUAAAUCAAAGAAAAAUGUUGUGCAAAUUGUUUAUCCCCAAACGAUAAAUGUGUUAUGUAUGUGUAUGUAUGCGCUAUGUAUUGAGCGAUUUUAAAUUUGUGUUGGAAUUCCAUUUAUUAUGCAUGCUUGCUGAAAAAAUACCAAUACUUGGUAGCCAAUCCCUGCGCAGUAAAUCCCUUCAUCAACAAUUCGUAUCAGUAGCUGUUUGUGUGUGUAUAUGUUUUGCUUAGGUGCAAGGACGAAAGGGAUACAUACCCAUUCACAACACGCAAAGAAUAAGCUCAGUUCUAGACCAAUUGGAUGAAUAUAACAAAAUAACUUAAACUAUUUUAAACUUCGCCAAAUUCCACCCGCUCAAGCAACGAUGAUGAACAACAAAUUCUUUCAGAGUCGCAUAGCAACGCCAAAGAAAUUGUGAUUCUAAACUAUGUAAAUAGAUGAUGUAACAGAUAAUGGAUGAACAACGGAAACAGACAGUUGUUUGAACACAUUAUUAUGAGAGUUGGUGUUACUACGAGUAUAUUGAAUAAAUGUUCAAAUAAAAGUUACUGUGCAACAAAAUACCAACUUUAUGCUCAUAAGAAUCAUACAAAUGCACAAAUACGAAACGUUUUUCAUCGAACGACUUAAAAACCAGCCAAUCGACUCUGAUUGCACACGAAAGACGCCCACAUUCAUUCCAAAUUGAAGAAAAGCAAAAAAUACAUAUAAAACGAAGAAGAAAAAAAAAUUAACAAUACCGAAAUAAGCCAAGUGAAUUCGAGCAAUGAAGCAAAGCAAAAAUGUAAAUAAAGCGAACCUGAUGUGACGAAACGGUGCAAUACGUAGGCUAAUGAUUGUAAAAUAGCAGAUAUAUUUUAAAAUUAAUAGUAGUAGCAAUAGGGACCCAAAAAAUUUCGUUUUGUUUAUAAUUGUUGUGUGAUUACAGUAAGGCGUUGUCCAGCUAUAAGUGGAACUAUAAUAAUCGUAUAUUUAAUGCUACUCAAUUAGAUCAAUUCAAACCUAAUUCAUACAACUAAAGUCAUAAGCAGUAAAAUUUAUUAAUCAAAAAGCAACGUUACCAGUGCGUAUUGUAAAGAAAACUAGCAUAAAAAAUUAUUCAAUAUAUUUCGUAAAAUAAGUACACCUGCAUAAGAGGAGCAUAAACAUCCGAAAAUAAAACGACGUUUGAAAAACUAUAAAAAUUUUGGUCUAUAAAAUGUCAUUAGCCGACAUGGGUACAGCGACGCGCGGUGGCGGUAUGAGCGGAGGUGGUGUUGGUGUUGGUGUUGGCGGCGGUGGUGUGGAUAUUGGCAUUGGAGUGCCAGGCGGACGUAUGACUCACUCGCUGAGCACACCAUCUGGAGUCGAUGGUACACCAUCCACACCACGUCAUCGCGGUGGCAAGAAGCUAACUGUUCGCAUCCAAAUGUUGGACGAUUCGGUGACUAUGUUUCAAGUGCAGGCCAAAGCACUCGGACGUGUUCUGUUCGAGCAGGUGUGUCGACAAUUGAAUCUUCUCGAGGCAGAUUACUUCGGGUUGGAAUAUCAGGAAAUCUCAACACACACUAAAUAUUGGCUGGACCUUGAGAAACCUUUAAAUCGACAAGUCGGCCUGUCACUCAUCGAUCCGGUGCUUCGCUUCUGCGUUAAAUUUUACACUCCUGACCCAGCGCAACUCGAGGAGGAGUACACAAGGUAUCUUUUCUGUUUGCAAAUUAAACGAGACUUGGCCAAUGGGAGUUUGCAGUGCAACGACAAUACCGCCGCCCUAAUGGCCAGUUACAUAGUGCAAGCGUCAUGUGGCGAUUAUGUGCCUGAAGAUUAUCCUGAUCAUACAUAUUUGUCAUCAUAUCGCUUUGUACCUCAUCAGGAUGCUUCUAUGCAGCGUAAAAUCAUGGAAAAUCACAAAAAGCAUGUCGGUCAGUCUCCUGCUGAGGCUGAUUUGAAUCUUCUGGAAACGGCCAGACGCUGUGAAUUAUAUGGCAUGAAAAUGCAUCCAGCGAAGGAUGUUGAGGGCGUACCACUCAAUUUAGCAGUCGCUCAUAUGGGCAUUGCCGUCUUCCAAAACAUCACACGCAUCAACACCUUCUCGUGGGCGAAAAUACGCAAGAUAUCGUUCAAACGUAAACGGUUCCUGGUGAAACUACAUCCUGAAGGAUAUGGUUAUUAUAAAGAUACUGUGGAGUUCUUCUUUGAGGGGCGUAACGAGUGUAAAAACUUCUGGAAGAAGUGUGUAGAGAAUCAUGGUUUCUUCCGUUGUGCUGCGGUGCAGAAUCAGCCCAGGCGAAAGGCGCGCGUUUUGUCGCGUGGCAGUUCCUUCCGUUACAGUGGCAAAACACAGAAGCAAAUAAUCGAAUUCGUGCGUGAGAAUUAUGUAAAGCGUCAAAACUUCCAAAGGUCACAGUCAUUCCGGCAAGGGCCAUUGAAUGCUAGUAGCCGAAGUCAGUCGCAUACGUAUGUGAACUCCAGCAUUUCAGCCAAUCCCCUUCUCCCAAUUGACACUGCGGACUGGGAUUAUCGCAAUCAAUGCACCGCCUCGACGACGCUUUCUCUGACGAAGAAGGCAGCGGAUACCUUGGAUCGCCGACAAGACAAUCCUACAGACCACACGCGUUCUCAAGUCACAGCAGCCCAGGUGGAGAUCUAUCAGACGAAGAAUUAUGCUCCGGAAUCGCCAACAUUGGCGGCGGAACAGCAACACCACUCGGCAGCGGCUAUGGACCAAAUGAAUUCGAACCGGUCUGUCUCUCCUCAGGGUCCGGGAUCGUGGACUUCGCCCAAUCACAGCAGUCAGCAGCACAGCAGUAUGCGCGCCCAAGAUCAGGCUCGUGCGCAUCAAGGCGAUCACAAUUUAGGUCUGAGCCACUUGUCCCACUUAUACAGCAGCAGCACCCCUCGUCGAGUCUCAGUGGCAUCCCAAGCGUAUGUCCCUGCGUCGCCGCCGCUCAUGCACACCAACAACAGCAACAGCAACACCAUCAACACUAUAACCACCAACACAGUGGGUCUAUCGGUGGAUCUCAGCAGCUCUAUGGAAUUGGAACAGGAGGAGGAUUUGGGGGAGGAGGAGGAGGAAUUAGUCGAGGAGGAAGCGGAUUCGGACUUGACAGCAUCUACCACCAAUCGGGAGAGUAUGGUAUCAGCGGAGCCGGGCCCUGUCCAUCAUCAGCAGCUUCGGUUACAGGAGUCCCAAUCGGAAACUGUCACCCCAGUCCAUUAUAGCAGUACCAAUUAUUCGAUGUCUAAACAGUGUUUGCUUAAUAAUAAUAACUCAACUGAAACUGAUACGGAUAAUAUCAUAUACACAGACAUAAACGACAUUCGACAUUACAAAUAUCCAGACUUUAUGAAUAGUUCCAAAACCGAAAAUAAAAUAUCCAAUUCCGAAAACUUAAAUCUCAAUGAUCGUAACGAUAUUUACGCAACCGUUAAUCGUAAAACUAAAUCCAAAUCGCGAGAGAAACACUUCAGUGAUGAGUUCAUUGAUGAAUCUAUACUGCAGUACGCGCUAUCCAAGCAAAUGGGUAUUACGGAUAUGCAAAAGCAUAACGGACAAAUCGAAACGGAUCGUGGGUUUUCAAGUCUUAAUUACCAGUAUCACAAUGACUUGAAUCAUCCGUCUGAUUCGUCGUCCUCUUAUUUUGGAACUGGGUUUGGUACUAAACGCUAUGCUGCGAUCGAGCGUGCCAAACUGACACAUUCCGAAAAUUUUCUAACACCAUCAAUGGACUCCCAGAGCUCUGCAUCGGGUAUAGGUGGUUCGACGACUCGGCGUCAUACGCACUCAUUGCCACGUAACUCUGAAUUGUCCGGUGUAGAUUCUGUUGACUCCUACGAUAGUCACUAUAUCACUCAUCACAGCGCUGCAGGUUCGCCCUUGAAUCGUUUUAAAACAUCUUCAGAAAAACUUGAAUUUGAAAUAUCGUCAGGCAACUUGUAUUCCGCUAGACAAUAUAAUAAGGAGGAAUAUGAAGAGGAGAACAUAUACGACCAAGUGGAGAAGGAGCCCUGGUUGAAGAGCAGUUCUUGCAAAGAUCUGUACGAUUUUUCUUCAUUUUAUGAAAGCGAAAAGUCGAAGCCAAUGACUGCUUUCGACAAGGAGUUCCUCUCGUUUAAUCGUAUUGAUUCUCCCGUUACACGUUACGAUGAUUCGAGACACUCAAUGUAUAUUACGAAAAACCAUUCCAUUGAUGCCACACAAGACUUUUCCCCAUUACCCAACUCCAAAGUGUAUUCCUCAAGUUACCCUGGCAGCACUUACAAUAGUCAAGAUCAGCAACACAAGCGAGGCUAUGGGCAUCACGUUGACUAUACCGGUUCACAAGACGAUAUCUCGCAGGAUAGUUACGAAUUACUUGAAAAGUAUGAUAUCGACUUCUUUGUUGGUCGUCGUCGCUCAGAUGAUCAAAUGCGUUCUUGCUCGCUUGAUUCGGGUAACUACAUACCGAGCGACGACGAGUCGGUUUCGGAACAGCAUAAAUAUCGAUCGGCAAUGGAUGUUAAGAGUAAAUCAGCUGUUGAUAUUAUGAAUGAAAUUUGGGACUCAGAAGAUCCACGAUACUUGCCUCGUGAGAAGUUAUCGGUCAAGUCAGACGGUAGCUUUUAUAAAAAAGUCAAAGAGGCUCUCUCACGCACGUCCAGUCAAGAGAGUCGUAGUGAAGUGUUUGAAACGAAAAUUUCGCGUAGUUCAGACUCUAGUAAAAAAUCACGUGAUAGUUUGUAUCACACUGAUAGCAAGAAAUCACGUGAAACAACCAAAAGUAAGACUUCAGUGGCAUCUAGUCAAGAUUCUAAAGAGUCUCUGGUAGGAGACUGCUUUGGUCGCAAUUAUGAAAUGCCAACUACAACCGGAAAGAAACUAAAACAUUUAAAUAAAAAGGAACAAUACGAAAAGUACCAGCAGUCUAGUCAGGAAUCAAAGAGCGACUAUUACGAUGCCGUAGAAGGUGUUGAAACCGAUAGUCUCUGUGGUCGACCAAAGGUAAAAAGCCAUGAUUGCUUGUUGUCCGACACACAUAGCUCCACAGCGAACAGUUCGUUCUACGACAGCCGUGACACAUAUUCAACGUUUCCAAGCAAUAAAUCACAUAAAACUUCUAAGGUGCAUUCGAUCAGCCUUCAAAAUGUAGAAAUUGAAAGAAAUACCAAAUCAUUUGGAGGUAAAUCACCCGAUGCUGCUUCGGCACCCACAUCAGGUAAAAAAUGCGAGGAAAAAGAAAUUCAAACUAACGAUUCUAUCGAUCAAACAGCACCAAUUAAGAAGGGAGACACACAGUCGUCAAAAAUUUCUGCUUUCCGACGUCGCUCGGAUAGUGAAAAUAUAUUCAGUUUUGACCAGGACCGCAUCGAAUGCAUUCAAAAUUAUACGAAGCAAUGGGAGGUCCGAGGCAAGGACGAGAAACCCAAGCAAAGCCCCGAGUAUCCCUUAACUCCCGAGCUAAUCUCAGAAUUUGAAAAACAACAAGCGCGUGCUGCCAAACAAAAAGUAACGCGUAAAGAAGAAUUGAUGGCUAAAACUCAUUUUGAGGAAUACAAUCCGAUUAUGGCUCCACUAAAUUACGCACACGCUACAGUGGAGCGUACUAAAAGUGAUCCAAAUUCCUUGGCUAAUCGCGCGCGUCUUGGUAGCAACUCACGGCGCCAUGUUUUGAUGCAUCAAAAGUCUAUAGAUCUAACUCCAGCCGAUUCCAGUGAUGAAGAUUAUGUUUACAAGCAAAUACCAAGUGCUCCGCCACUGUGCAAAGCGCAUGGUAAUUUUGAGAUCCCAAAGUGCUUUGAUGUGCCGCAAGUUCCGGUUGAUAUACCAAAAACUGGAUUCGAAUUGCCGAAGAGCUUCUUCAGAGAGUACGACAGACGUUUUCCAAAAGUGUUGAAGGACGACAUACCAUAUGUCUUACAUAAGCGGCAUGUCAUGAAUGGAACAGCCCCCUCACUUGGGGAAAAGAAACAUACGAAACCCAAGUCGCCAAAAUCACCAAAGUCACCGAAAUCUCCAAAAUCUCCGAAAUCGCCAAAGGCAGAAGCCUCAAAAGUCACCGCAACCUCAGUUAGCCAAGCUGCCGAUUUUUUGCCAGACAUACUUGACAGUUUGUUACCAGCUGAGACCAAAGAAUUUCUUUUUACUCAAAAUAUUGAUCUAUCUAAAGUUGACCCCAUAACUUUGGAGGUAGAUAAGUCCAUACCGACUAUAGAAUUGUCUUCGCCGAAGCGAGAUAUUACAAAACAGAUGGAUCCCUCAUUGUUGGAAAAACUAAAUAAAAAACUCAGUCAAAUAGAGAGUGACUCCGCAACUUCAUCUCGUACAGAGAGUAUCCAACAGCAGAAGAAUAAACUUGAGCAAAAGCAAAUAGAACUUAUCCAGAGUCUUCGCAAAGAGCUACAAGCCAAUACUAGAAAAGUGGUAAAGCCGCGUGUAAUACCAAAAACCAAAAUUUCAAACAAACCUAAGAAAGCCAAAACUCGCAUCACAUCUUUUUCCUCUGAUGAUGAAAGUCUUGAUUCCGAUGAUGUUUUCGGUUCGGCAGAAGCAAUACCCGCUCGACUUGAGUUCUCGCCUCCCCAAUCACGUAAAGAAAUCGAACCAAUAUUACGCAUAGAACAAAGUCGUUUGAUAUCAGCAGCAUGGGGUCGUGGACAGACGAUGAGCUCAACGGAAAUUGAGGGGUCACCACCACAAUGCCGCCGACUUGCUGAACUGGAAAGUCGCUAUCAUACACAAAAACUUGAUCCGCAAUAUGCCAAUACGACAGAGUUGAGACGCAUUUCUGAGCGAUCGAUUUCGAUUCCGUCCUCAGAAGACGAGCCACCACUGCAUGUCCCUACAAGACGUAUGGAUGAAUGUACAAACGAUUAUCAACGCAACGAAAAUAUUCCGUCGCCAAUAUUAGAACACGCAGAGUUUUUCCGAAGCAAUGAUGAUAUUUACGAAACUUGCCAAGAGGAAAAAAUUACCGAAUCUGAUAUUGAUUAUACCCUUAAGAAGAAAUCGUCGCCACGUACUGAAGUACCAAAAUCAAAAGCUAAAUUCAUCGAAGAAAUUAUAGACUCCUCAAUAGUGAUGCGGUCCAAAGGUCAUGCUCCAAUACUAUUUGCGCAUGCUCGCCUCAACUUGUCUGAGGGUUCGGUUUCGCUACAACGACAAAAGGCGGCUCAAGAGUCACCAACAACUGAGAGACGUACUAAGAGCCUAGAUACUCCAGUCAUAUCAUUGCACAGACUUCCACCUAUGAACGCAUUUUCAUCUAAAGAUGAUACCGUUGGGUUUGAGGAGGAAGCCGAAAUUUUGGAGGAGAAAUCUCUUGAGCGUGAGUCUGGUGGCCAGCAAGAUGAUGACACCGCCGAUAGUGUGCACUCUUGCGCAGGUUCUAUACCUACACAAACCAGUUAUUAUACUGUAGGAAAGGAUUCUCUAUUCAACACAGUGACCAUUGAUGAUGAAGAAAUUCAGUUGUUGGAUCAGCUGAAGUAUAUUGAGAAAAUUGCAUUGCAAGGCGUUAAAAUUAAGACAAAGAAAAAAUCAAAGAUGAAACUAAAAAGUGGAGAUCACCUAAUUUUAGACAUACCAAAGUAUCGUUUUACCGAUUGGUCGCCAUACAGCUCAGCCAAUAGCUCUCGGAAGACAUCUCCAGGAGUUUCGCGUGCCAGUAGUAUUGAGAGUGCUGGAAAAGGCAAAUUGAAAAUUGGACCGAAAUCGCCAGAGAGUAUCAAAAUCAAGCCAGGAACUUCGCGAAGCCGACCAGAGUCACGUCGCACUAGCAUGGACGAUGUUAAGGUAAAAGAUGGGAAGGGCAAAAAAUCAAGUCCUAAAGAGCGUCCACGUUCGAUUGAAGCUCGUCGUCUAAGUAAGGAUAAAAGCAAAUCACAGGAAGAAACCGAGGCAGAUAUAGCUAAACGAAAAGAGCGCCAACAAAAAUUGUACGAGUCCGCUAUGAAGCAGACCAUAACCAUGCUCAGUCCUGUUAAAGAUUCAUUGCCGCCAUUCCCGGCUCCGGAAGACAAAAUUUCAGUAAAGACAGAUGGAGAUAAAAUUAUAAUAGAAACAGAGUUUAAGAGUAAAGCUGAAGACCAUGUUUUAAUAGCAAAGUCGCCCCGUAAGUUGGACACGUCUUUGGUGAAAUUUAGUCGCAGCUUCGACGAAGGACGUAGUCCAGACAAGUUAGAUAAAGCGAAUCGCAGUUUUGAAGAUCGAAAUAAAUCAUUUGAAGAGUCGGAAAAAUCAGACGUACCAGAAGACAUGGUUAUUAAAUCUCCCAAAAAAAUCGCCAAAAGCCAUGAGAUUAAACAAAAAAUCGAAGGAAGUGUCGUGCACAAAAAAAUUGAUGGAAAAUCUAGCAGCUUGGAAAAACCUAGUGAACACCAUUAUUUGGGAACGGAUAUAAAAGCAAAGAGCCUCGAUGAUAAGAAGCCAUCAUCAACUGCGGAAGCAAAGAAAGCGGACGACAAAUCUGUCACUCGGAGCGCUAUUGGGGAUCGACGCAUGUUCGCUCAUCAAUACAAUGUGUACGAAGAUAUAGAUAUGCAGGCAGUUAUUUCGGAAAGGCGAUCAUUAGAGAUUUUAAAAAGGUCUUUGCCCUCCGAAGACACCAAAGACAGCGACGGUAUAUACAGUCGUAAACCAUCAACGGCAGAAAGUUUGGAAUCGUUUGUGUCGGCCGAUGAUAGUCAUUCACCAGCAAGCAAGUCUCCAGUUCCGCCAGAAGUGUAUCCACAUCGGGUACCAACCAUUGAAUGCGAAGAACCAUCCAUUGAGGAAGACGAUAACUCUGGAGAACGUCAUUUGAAGGUGUCACGCCAAGAUACAAAUCGAUUAAGUUUGGAUCGUAGUCGUAGCGAUGAAACAGGGUCGUGGAUAACUGUAGAGUGUGAUGAAUUUGUUGGUUCUGACACAUCUGAUAAUGAACCACGUACUUUGGAGCCAGACCGCAAUAUAUUGGAGACUCAAGCUACUUUGGAGGAUGCCGUGCCAUUAGAGUACUCUAAUUGUGCCACACCUACAUCUGAUUUAAACAUUUUGGUAACACCACCAAAUACAAGCCCAAUGGUAGAGAAAUCUGUUUUGGAGACAUUUGAAAAACAAGCUGAGAAAUCCGAUACUAAAAAGAAACACAGCUUGGACAAACAAAGCGACAAAUCAAAAAGUUCUGAUUCGUGGACAAGUGGAGAAAAAGAUGUUAGCCCUCAUCGUGGUGAACAUCAUCACGAUUGGAGUUUAUCAGUAAGUGGUGGAAAGGAAAAAAGUUCCAUGGACGAAGAGUCAAGUGUAAGCUGCUCAAUCGCAAGACCGUUAGGAAUUUCUCAAGAUUUUGGGGAUGUAGAAGAGAGAAAAUGUCUUGAACUUAAACAACGAAUGCUUAAAUUGGAUGUUGGCAACGGAGGCGAAACAGAAGGGGUUGCAUCAACAAAAACAAGUCCCACGGGUGAAAAUGAAGCAACACCUACCAAUGAACCGAAAAUUAUAGUAAAGAAACCAACAACGCCAACCCUAGAAAAACAAAGUCCUAUAGAUCUAGGCAUUAGCACCGAAACUUUUCUAGAUCCAAUAGAUGAAAAGUUAACAAAGCUUCUACAACGAAAUGAAGAUAGUGAAUCUAGUUCGGGAGCCUCUAAAAAACCGCCGAAAAUUGAGAAACCCGCACGUGCUAAUGCUGGUAAAAAGUUAGCGGUAGUCAGAAGUGAUGGGACUGAUAAGCCUGGAAAAUCAGGCAGUAGUUCACAGGAAUCGAAGUCAAGUUUCGAUUCAAAGGGUUCGCUGAGUGUUGAAUCGCGUGGCUCAUUCGAAACCGAAAGUAGCUCGGGUUCAAUGGGCGCAGCCCAGCGAAGAGGAGAAUUGCAACAGAAAGAGCAACAAACUACAUGGAAGCCGUUCCCCAUUGAAAGUUCAGGAAGCUCAAGUACAGAUGAUCCUUGGCACCAUGUCGAAACUGAUGGGUAUGAGCGAUAUGAUGCCAAUAAUCCAUUACGAGAUUCCUCAGAUAGUGACUUGAAAGAAGUGUCACCGGAUGAACAAAAAGAAAGUGAUACAAGCUUUCAGGAUGAGUUAAAUGACUUUCCAACUACAUUUGGUUACCCAGCUAUGACGAGUUCACUAAGUGGCAUCGGUGUAAAUCCUACAGAUAUUAUUGGUUACAGCACUGGCUUUACUCUGGGACGAACCUUGUCGCGGAUAUCAGAGCGGAGCACAGCGUCUGAAAAAUCAAGUAUGGAAGACGAUGUCAGUAAGGCAUCCACGCACUCUGUAAGUAUGCGCGACGAAUCUGUAGGUUCCACUGAUCAUCAACCUAGCCUGAGUUCAGACUCUAGAAGCAAUACGAAUUUGGCUUAUAUCUCGGAUGCAGAUCGACGUACCUCGGCCGAAAUGCCGGAGAUUCCAUGUGACUCGGCAACUGGCGAUCGACUUUCGAGCAUUGGUAGUUUUAAUGAGCCGAAGUCCCCGAUAGUAGUAACUGGACGGUUUUCUAUUACCCAGGUCGAAGAGCAACAGGGCGAUGAUGUUGAUAGACACACGCUUAUGUGUCUUUCAAAUGCAGGAAGUCAAGAUUCAGAAGACUGGCCUCUUCCAGAAAUACCUUUCGACCAUGUGCCAGUGAAGCCUGUCGAAUCUAUCUAUCAAAUGCCCGACUUAGAUAAGCCUGUGCCAAAAACAUUUUGCUGGAAAGCUAGUAAAUCUUUUCAGUCACAAGAUUCACAGGAAUGGCCUUCUCCACCGGCUAGUGCCGUUGAGCCUCCAUUGAUAAUAGAAGACAUUGAAACAUAUUAUGCCACAGAAGCACAAAGUGCUGAUCAAGUAAUGGCCGAUGAUAGACUCUCCAAUGAAGACUUUCCAAUUACUCCACCAGAUGUAGCAAAAAUUUUACCUUACGAAGAUACUGCAUAUCUAAUGUCUGCUGCAUUUGAAGAUAAAGAUUUCGGCAACGAAGAUACCCAACAUGACACCCCGACGUGUUUAAGUUCAACUUUGAGCGCUGCCUCAUGCCUUUCGUCUUCAUUUAAUGUAACUUGCUCGUCCUCGCAAAAAUCAACCCAAAUCUCGCCGCUUCGCAAAGAUUCUAGUCCCGAUUCGGUGAUUAUAUCACAACCAACGCGGUCACCAACAAUCCGCAGCCCAAUUUCUGAAGAUGAAGUUUUCUCUAAUGACGAUGUAUUCAUGCCUGGCACCGUAAAAAUCCAACUGUCUUCUGAUGAAAGUCGAACAACGGAAUACUUGAGAAAAUUAUCGAGGGGUUCAAAUAACUCUGAUACAUCAAUUGAUGAUAUUUUAUCAACGUCUGGAACAUUCAUGGAAGAUCAGACCACAGUUCGUCGAAAUUAUGAAUCUCGUCUCAGUACAGGCUCAUGUAAAAAAUGCAGUCAUUCUAGUCAUUCUGAGGAGGAGACCAGUUCAAUUGGUACCGAUUUGGAUGGUACGGUGCGCAUGGGCCUGCAGCAGAAGAAAUGUACUCACAGUUCCCAUUCGGAAGACACAUCUAUUGGACUGAGUAUUUCUGAGUGGUCCACGGGCACCAACACAGUACGGCAGUACGCGAAUCUUUCCGGAUCAGAUAGUCUUUCGGCAGUAUCAACCCAAUCGUGUGCAAAAAGUGAGAAAUCGAAUCAUACUAAGUCCAGCAUGAGUUCAAUAAAUAAAUCAGCUGAGAGCUUGAAUGAGCAAAGUGGAAGCUUUUCAAAAGGACUAUCGGGUGAUAAUGGUUCUUCUGAUGGCCUACGCUAUGACAUACUCUCAAACUCUGAAACGGAAAAAAUGUCUGAAGCUACUUCGGCGACAAAAAGUGACGAUACAACGUUAACUUUGACGGAAAUGGCGCAUACCAUAACCGAGUGGUCUACAUCCAGUAGUCGAACUUUGGUGGGAGCUCAGCCUGGCGAAAGCCCACAGGAUACCAGAGGUAGCAGACGAAGCAGCUACAUAGACUAUGUGCCGCUUAAACAAACACGUGUGGUAGCGAAAAAAUCUCCCAGCGAGGAGUUGCGCACUAAUAUUCCACAAGUACAUCGAAGAAGUGCUAGUAAUGGCAACAAUGGCCGCAUAAGUUCGGAGGAGGUGGGGCAAAAAGUUUCGCCUCCCAAAUUAGACGGCGUUAUGGAGCACACCAGUGCUGCACGAAAGCGGCGUUCAUUGGAAAUGAUGUCGAAACUUUACCAAAGUCAAGAAAUUUCAUCGGAAAGCGAAGCUCCAUUCGUAGAGCGUCUUUAUUCGCCGAGUGAAAAGUUAACAGAACGAUAUCAAAGUCAAGAAUUUGUUCCCCUACAUGCAUCCUCCACACAAGUUCAACAAGCACAAUUUCAAGUAUCACAAAAAUCAAAAGCGCCACAGCCAUCAAUGAAACCCAAAGCACCGCAACCGCCGACAAAACCAAAACCACAAGUAACACGCCCGCUUAUGCAAGCCUUGUUGAAACAUAUGAAAGCUGUUAGCAAAGCUGAGGAAACAUCAGCUUCCGCCUCUGAGGCAUCAACAUCAUCACAGACAAGUGCAUCCGCAAAGACCACACCCCCACCAUUACCCGAUAUGCCGCCUACUAUGUCGUCAAAUGAUCUACCAAGAGCCCAUUCAGUUGGUCAACUGCCCGAAAAGCCACUUGCAAAGCACCAUAGCUAUGAUGAUAAAACCUUGUCGAAAUCACAAAUACGAGAAUAUAAAACGAAUAAAUUGCGCCAAUCGAACUCUUUUCACGAGCACAUGCUAUCGAAAUCACAGCAGUCGUCGCAAGAAUCGAUGCCACCACGGAUUGACGAAGAGUCGUCGCAGGGGGGGGAAGGUAACGGGGUAUCGUCGGCCACCACAUCAGCUACCAUUUACAGCGAGACGACUACAAGUACGGAAACAUCGUCGCCAAUGUUACCACAGCGUGCAGAAAAGCUCGUUAAAUGUUCACCAUAUUAUUCAAGUAGCCUUAGUUCUGAGUCACCUCCAAACCAACUUAUACAGAAACCACCUCGAAAAUGUUCAAUUACACGUAACACCAUGAUUAAAAGUCCACCGAGCGGCAAUGACACCGACAGCUCUAUGGAUAUACGCACACAAGAUCCAAAACUGCGGAAUAAAGGGUAUCGUAGGAAACGGCAAGUGCCUGCCAAACGAAUGCGUUCGACGGAAAGGGCCUUAAUGGAGCAGGAAAGUUCGGAAUGUUCCGAAGGUUAUUUGCCAGAAAUUGACUCGGGCAGUUCGGAUCCUUCCUAUCGACCGGAAGAUCAGUAUUUGGAGUUCGACGAGGAAUUGGAACAUGAACAAGAAACCGAUGAGUACGAUGAUUAUCCGCAAUAUUCCGGCGCCGCAUUUGCGGCAUCAAGCACAUUCGAAAGUUUGGACAUGACAGAUAAUGUAGAUGAAAUGGGCUUCCCACGCUACGAUCGUCUGAGUCAUAUUACCAAUCCGAUGUAUCAGCCACAGUUAAUGCAGCCAAUGACAAGUCAAAAUGUUGUUUCGAAACCGGCACCAGCCAAUCAUCCAAUGCCACCGCCAAAUGGACAGCCAGUGAAACCGGCGCGCACCAAAAAACGCCAGCUAAAGCGUGAAGAAUCCACCACUAGCGAAGUAAUCGGAGAAAAAUCUGCUGGUGCAGAGCAAUAUCACAUGCGUUCAUAUGCUACGCCAGAUGAAAGUGAAGUUGAGAGCAAAGCUGGACUUUCAGAUGACCUGGCAAAUUCAAGCGAGGAAAGCAGCGGAUUUGUGCGGGCCACUGGCACGAUCAGACGUACCACUACUGACAUGCAUGCACAAUAUGGCGGUGAUGUGGAAUUGCCCUAUCCGGAUUUCCUGUCAGACUACGAGAAUGAACCGAUUGAGUAUGAACGCUAUGCAUGUGGAUUGGAUAUUCGAGUUGAUCCGCCGCCCAAGUUUGAUGAUUCGGAUGAUUUAAGCGAUCGCUGA